GUGUUACUAAAUUGUAGAUUUUCAGUUCGUAUGAAUUUAACUGUGUUUUUCUAAACAGGGAAAUGUGAGGCGCGAGAUAACAUUUGCUGGACACUAAAGUCUUUGUAUACCGUUUGUUUUGAAAAACGUUUGCGCGUGACCUCUGUUAAGUUACUAAACCGCUUGUGUAACACUGCGUUUUGGCUGGCAACGUUAAAGUCAUGUGCUAAACGUUGUGACUGUUAGCUUACUUAGCUAUAUCUGCGUAGCUACCUAGCUAGUUAGUAGCCGGUGUAGCUAAUCGCGGGUUCGCCGUUGAGGUUGGUUCAGUGCUUUUGCAGAUGUUUAACGUUAACAAAGUGAGAAUAUGUUUGACCUUUUUGCCCAGUUGUGUAAAUUCAAGGGUGGCAGUAAGAGUGCCACCAGCCCUCCGCAGACACCAGCAUCGCAACUUCAGCUCUGAGUCUGCAGAUGUCAAGGUGCUGUAUGAUGGGCUUUGUCCUAUAUGUGUGACAGAAAUCCGUUUCCUCCAGUUUCUGCAGAGGAACCACCCUGGGAAAGUAAAUUUUAUCGAUAUCUCCAAGCCAGGAUAUGAUGGAGCAAAAUACAAGGACAUUAGUUAUGAGAUGGCCAUGGAGGAAAUGCAUGUAAUUGAUGAGAAAGACGAGGUUCACUGUGGGAUCCCAGCAUUUGCAGUCAUGUACAGUGCAGUGGGCCUUGGCUGGUUGGGCCGCUUAAUGAUGUCACCACUUUUGAGACCAUUUAUGGACAAGUCCUAUGCCAUCUUCGCCAGGAACCGCUUAAAGUGGACUGGACGUGGGGAGGAGUGCACCACAGGACGGUGUGAAAAGAAAAGACACUGACUUGAACACAGAAAAAAUAACAAGUUAAUUGAUGAACUGGAUGAAUACGACAUGGUUUGUCCUGUUUAACCAUUGGUUUAUUAUAAACCCUUUCUGGAAAAGUUUGAAGACAAAGAUUAAAUAUGUAUGUUGUGAAACCAUAA
Micropterus dolomieu (smallmouth bass) is the source of this 985-nucleotide messenger RNA. RefSeq lists its product as uncharacterized. Bases 321 to 842 code for a protein of 173 amino acids. Lineage: Eukaryota; Metazoa; Chordata; Actinopteri; Centrarchiformes; Centrarchidae. The record is from RefSeq and is a predicted model, not a curated record. Gene Ontology annotation, molecular function: protein-disulfide reductase activity. The transcript is spliced from 3 exons.